GGAGGCUGAGCCCCGGGCGGCGCUGUCCACACGCAGCGGGUCCUGAAAGCGGCUUCGGGGCGGCGCGGUGGCGCACUGUGCGCGCCGAGCAGGCGGAGGGCUAGCGCCGGCGGCGGCGACGGCGGCGGCGGCGGCAGAGCGGGCGUUAGAGCCGGCAGGGGCUUCAUCUCAACACCGACAGCCCCGGCGGCCCCGGCGGCCCCGGCGGCAGGGACCCUCAUCCUCUCUUGCGCCCCUCGCUCCACGCUGGGCAGACGCGGCCGCUGUCCCGGAAGAGGCAAGCCACGGACAAUCCACCCGGAACCCCGAGAGCAGGCAGCGGAGCUCCAAGAGUUGGUAGCGUGAGGCACAGCCAGGCGCGAAGGGGCCGGGAGCUGCGGGGCCCGCGGGAACUUUGAAGGCAGCGGGUCCCCGGCUUUGAGGGUCGCAGCUUCGGGGCGCACCGGGCUCCCAGCUUCAGCAACUGCAGCAUCUCAGAAUCCGCCGCGGCCUCUGCGCGGCAGGAGAGGGAGUUCUCUGUAACUUCGUCGGAGACGUCGGAGAGGCGGCUGGAGAGAGGUUGGAGGGACUGGUCCGGCUCCAGGGACACGGAGCCGCGGCAGACAGGAAGGACCUGGCGGAGGUUGAAGGGUGGGCAGACCCUCGAGACAGCAAGACCGAAGCAGCCUGGCAGUCUGCGGCCUCGCUGCCCCGGACUGAGACGAAGGGCCCUGCGCUCGCGGCCUCCUGCGGGCUGCUGGUCCCGCGCUGGGCUCCCCUAGCAAUCCUGGAGGUGGGCCCCUGCGCUAUGCCCUCGACGCCGCGGGAGCUUGGGCCGCAGUUUCUCCGGCGCGGGCCGGGAGCCGCCGCUUGAGCCCGCCGAGGAGCAAAGCCAGCCGGAGUUGGGCGCCCCGCUCCCGGACCGACUGACUGAGUACCGUUUCCCGCCUCUCGGCUCAGCUCUCUGCGAUCUUCCGCAGGCCGCUCCGAGGAGGACCCCACGGCUGCAGAGGUGUUUUCUGAGCUAAACUCCCACGGUGCCCGGCCUGGUGGCGCGGUUCCCUAAGGCGCCCUGGGCAGCCCUUUGGCGCCGAGAGGCAGCGGUGUGGGCCGGCCUGCAGUCUGGAGCGCCCCGAUGGAAAUACACUGUAAGCACGACCCGUUUGCAUCCAUGCAUAGACAUGGAGGAGUGAAUCAGCUUGGGGGGGUUUUUGUGAAUGGACGGCCACUCCCAGAUGUAGUCCGCCAAAGGAUAGUGGAACUUGCCCAUCAAGGUGUCAGGCCCUGCGACAUCUCCAGGCAGCUUCGGGUCAGCCAUGGUUGUGUCAGCAAAAUUCUUGGCAGGUAUUAUGAGACAGGAAGCAUCAAGCCGGGGGUGAUUGGAGGAUCCAAACCAAAGGUUGCCACUCCCAAAGUGGUGGAAAAAAUUGCUGAGUACAAACGCCAAAAUCCUACCAUGUUUGCCUGGGAGAUCAGGGACCGGCUGUUGGCAGAGCGAGUGUGCGAUAAUGACACAGUGCCCAGCGUCAGCUCCAUCAACAGGAUCAUCCGGACAAAGGUACAGCAGCCCCCCAAUCAACCGGUCCCAGCUUCCAGUCACAGCAUAGUGUCUACAGGCUCCGUGACGCAGGUGUCGUCGGUGAGCACCGACUCCGCAGGCUCCUCAUACUCCAUCAGUGGCAUCCUGGGCAUCACAUCCCCCAGUGCCGACACCAACAAGCGCAAGAGGGAUGAAGGUAUUCAGGAGUCUCCAGUGCCAAAUGGCCACUCACUUCCAGGCCGGGACUUCCUCCGGAAGCAGAUGCGGGGAGACCUGUUCACACAACAGCAGCUGGAGGUGCUGGACCGCGUGUUUGAGAGACAGCACUACUCAGAUAUCUUCACCACCACGGAACCCAUCAAGCCAGAGCAGACCACAGAGUAUUCAGCCAUGGCUUCACUGGCUGGAGGCCUGGAUGACAUGAAAGCCAACUUGACAAGCCCCACCCCCGCUGACAUCGGGAGCAGUGUUCCAGGCCCGCAGUCGUACCCCAUUGUCACAGGCCGAGACUUGGCAAGCACAACUCUCCCGGGGUACCCUCCACACGUCCCCCCCGCUGGACAGGGCAGCUACUCUGCACCAACGCUGACAGGGAUGGUGCCUGGGAGUGAGUUUUCUGGGAGUCCCUACAGCCACCCUCAGUAUUCCUCCUACAACGAUUCAUGGAGGUUCCCCAACCCAGGGCUGCUUGGUUCCCCAUACUAUUACAGUGCUGCAGCCCGAGGAGCGGCCCCACCGGCCGCGGCGACCGCCUAUGACCGUCACUGACCCUCAGAGCCAUGUGGGCGCCAAGCACUUACAACACAUAUCAUUGAGGGAGACAGCCUCCCAACCCCCAAGACAGACAGAGGGGCCCAGCAACUCCGUCUCCCACCCCCAUCCCACAGUCGCCUGAAACAUCCUUCCUCCCCACUUUGUCCUGCCUGGGAUCCAGGUAGGGCUGUUGGACCUCUCCAUCCUUGUCAUUUCAAGAGUCACUUGAUGAGCUUCUCCAAGUGGUGACAGGGUCUCCGCUGAUCUGAAGACCACUGCAGCCAAGCCCAGCCUGCCAGCCCCCUUGACUGUCUGACCAUCUCUGCGUUUCAGCCACAGCAGGCCUGGAAAGGAGAGCUAGCUUUUCCCACUUCACAGCACCCAUGUAAAUACCGUCUCGCUUCUCUGUGGACCCGAGGGUUCUGACAGAGCAGAUUAGCCAACCUACAGUGCAACCCAGGACAUCUUCCACUUGUGCACAGAGCAUCCUACUGCCCCAGUGCCCUGUCAGGUAUCUCAAAGCUGUCUUUGAAACUGGCAGUGCCUACCUUGAGGAUGCCUGGCCUCUAGUUCACUCUACUUCUCUGCUGUCUAGAAGGCUCACUGGUGGUCAUGGUGCAAGUCUCCUUUGAGGUUUUCCCCCAAGAGGAAUACACUUCAGAGAGAUGACCUGGCUUCUUGUGUCCAUUUCCACAGAGCCAUCGCAGUGUCAAGAGUCCUUUUCUUGAUCAAGGGACUCCAAGAGAACUGUCUGGGACAUCCUUCAGCUGCUGCUCUAAAGUAAGAGCUAUCCAAGUGCUGAGUCAUUGGAGCUCUGAAUGGCUGUCUGGAUCAAAAGAUCAUGUGACCCAGGCCACAGGAAGGUCUGAGGCCCCCCUGAUCCUCCUGCCCCCCCUGGAAUCACCAAACUGAAUAUGUUUUCUGAGGCAUGUCCAGGCUCAGGUCACUUUGGACAUCAGCCACAGACACUUCAUCCAACAACAGUCCUUUGCGACCCCAACUACUGGAUUCUGGGCAAGUCUGUCCUAGCCACAGAGACAAUGUCUAACAGAAAGGACUUCUCCCUGCAUUGAAGAUCAGCAGAUCCCGCAGGCGGCAGCCAGGACCAGAGCUUCCUCUCACACAGCCCUGCCCACCUUUGGAGAGUACAGUGUGUGGCUGGGCAUGGAGGUGCUGGGGAUGGUAGUGGGUGCCUGACACACACCAUGCAGGUCAAUCUGCUGCUACAGGAGAUGGAGAUGGAACUCGCUGUGGGAAAGGUAGAGGGAUAUGUGGGAGACAGAGGAAGGGCGAGGGAGGGACAAGCCAAGCAACAAGGAAUUAGUGAGUGACUUGGGGGUGGGUUUAUGUCUAGGGUGCCCAGUGACACAAUUUCUUCAUCUGGAGCCUCUAUUCUCUGCACAGUCCCUCUUGCCAACUCCGAAGAGCAGAAAAGAACCCCAGUGUAAACUGAGGCUGAAUUGUAAUAAUAAUGGAGAACUUGACCGUUUCACAUGUGACAGUGUCCCCGGGCCGGGGGUUGUGCUGUAGCUAUACUGUGGGGCCUCAGACCCUUUACCUCUCUGAGGCUCUUCUUGGCUGACCUCAAGCUUAGUUCACGAUUUUUCCUUCCUCCCAGAGAGCAGAGGUGGUGACUGACACCUAGGUCAGCCCUCACUUUUGAACAAGUAGGUGGGGUCUUGCUAAUGUUCCAAUCAAGUGUAAAACAAGAAUGGGAAACAGGGGAGUCUUCAAAAAGACACAGUUGAGUCCCUGAGAGGAACUGAGGCCCAGCUUAUGGAAGCCCAGAACCAGACAGGGAGACCAAACAGACCGCCUUCCCAGGUAUUUUGUGCCUCAAUGCCCCCAACAGAGAGUGGGGAAAAAGAAUAGUGGAGGCUCUAAGCAGUGACUGGGCUGGGACUUGGGCCCCUGACUUGUAUCAUAGGAUGAUCUCUGUCACCUCUACCUUCCUAUCUCUUGUUCCUGGGAGAGAAAGUGGCAGUGAAGACAGCAGGAGGUAUGACUUGUGCCAGAACUCCAGACUAGGCUUCCAAACCAGUACGACUGCCAAGGUUCCCCGGUCCCCAGGCCAGAAGAGGCACAUGAGCUCGAAGCAGGCUGGGGACCUGGGGAACUCGCUAGGCAAAAGAAAGUAGCUAGAGCUCCAGGCCACCUCCAGAAGCUGAGUGAGCUGCCUCCAGCCUCCACUUGUCAGCCAAGGUAGGAGAAGGCUGUGUCCUCAUUCCUCUUCCCCGUUCCCACCCUCCCUCUCUUCUAGCGAUGUUCACCCAGUGCUUCUUGCAGUUUCAACCUGUUGGAAAGAGGGCAGGCAGCCUCCUUGAACCAGCAGCUCAGUUCCUCACACCUUCCUCAGCCAAGCCCACCCUGCCUGCCCCACAGUGGCUCCCUCCCCAGCCACCUGAUCUAGCCCCUGGAAGGAGCUCCAUCUUCCCUCUCUCACCCAAGGAGCUGCUGGUCCUCAGAUUGGAGACUGUAUUUAUUAGACAACCCGAUGGUUCCUGGGAUGCCAGGUAAAAGCACAAGAGCCCAGAGGCGCAUGGCUGCUCAGGCACACACUGCUCUUGCCAGCUCUUGGGAUGCAGGAGCACAUGUGCGUUCUCAGGCUCGCACACCUGCACACUCGCACUCUCACACCACAGAUGCACAAUGCCAGAGAACAGAGUCGGGGGGCUUUAGCAGCUCCGAGCCAGGAGACCCAGGCAUUCCUCCAUGGGCCUUCACUUCUGUCGUCCUGUUUGAACUUUGUGAAAAAAGAUAUUUUCAUCUUAUUUGUCUAGCUCCAGCCUGAGAACUUGUGUUAGAUAGCAAACCCACCAACCCUUUGCUAAGGCACCUUCUCAGAGACCGAGCCUUCCUAACCGGACGACACUGUAUAGUGCUUUGUAAUGCAAAGACCCUGAUAUUUGGGGCUCACUGUGAAGAGGAUGAGUUGAAUUCUCAGAUCUCUGAGCCACACUCUGCCUGCAGAAUUGAGCACCCAAGGACCACAGAACAUACCGUUUGAAGACAUUCACCCCCUGGGUCUUCCAGAAAUUCCCAGACAUGCAACAAGGAAAACAGAACCCAGAAACUGGACCAGUAACAGGAAGGGUCUAGGGACCGGUGGCCUUGCUGGUCCCAUUAACACUGAAACUUUUAAUCUUUACAUAAAUUCAUGAAAUCCUUAGUGUUUGGUUGGAGCCUUUCCCUGCUGUUCCCUGAGGCUCACAGGACAGUGUGUCUGUGCCCGUGCCACAGUCCCUAGCAAGGCCUAGACAUGAACCUACUCUGGUGCUCAGAGUAGACGGCAACAGUUCCAUGAGCCAUCCCUCUCUCUCUUUUCUCCGCCCUUUUUACUUUGGAAUAAACUGUGACAAGGUGUAAGAGAGCCUGGGCUAAAACCUUGGCUAUCCAUAGGCCAGAAAACAGACAGACAGACAGCUAAUUCAAAGCCAUGCCUGGGCAGGGUACAAAGCAGCAGUGUAUGGUGUGGCCCCAGGUAUCAAGAGUAUAAUUGGUCCAUGGACUAGCACCUCAAUAGUGAAAACUUUUAAAACACUCUGUUGGCUAAAAGAAAAGGCUGUCUAUAGACUGACUCCACCCAUCGUAGUCCUGUCAAAGCCUCCAUCCCUCUUCUCUCUCUUUUAUAAAUACUUGGGGUAGAUGGCAGUGAGUCAAGAGAGGUGUGAGCUGCUUGGACUCGGGAAAUGGUAGUGGGUGAAACAACGGAUGUCUCGGGUAUGAAGGGAGCUGUUGGUUUUCUAUGUAUAGAGCCCCAGAUGUGGCCACAGGGCAUUGAAGGGUGAAAUCCCUUUAUGAGGAGUCAGGCUCCAGAGUGGCUGCCCUGCCUUUGGCAGCCUUAGCUCUUUGUAGGUGACAUUUCAGCUAGAAUUUAACUCCAAGCCAUGGGGAGCAAAUCUUAAAAACAAACCCAGCACUCCCAAACAAACACUAGGAGCAAGUGACGUCUGACACACAGUCUCUCGGGAGUCCCCUGCACAGGCCAGGCUAGGGUAGGUCAACCCCAUAGGUCUCCGAGUUAGACCAGCUCCGUGGUGGUCCUGGCCUUGUCACUGUCUGGAGUCCAGGCACACACCAGUGCACCCAGGGAAAAUUUAUUCCUUCAGGGCUUUAGCCUCUAAGAGGUCCAAGGCACUUGCAUUUCUUAAAAGGAAACAAAAUACAUGAUUGGAGACUUGGACAGUCAGGCCAUGACUCCUCGCCCGAAGUCUGCCCUGCCUCCCAGUGGCCCCUUCAGCCCCUUGGCCCUUGUUGUCCAUAGACCUCAAGAUCCCAUUUUGCAUAUUCAUGAGGGAGCCAUAGAGUUGAUCCACACUUCCCUGCUGUCAGCUCAGGCUGUUCCUGUAGUGGUGCUGGGUCCCCAAGGGCCAGUUGCAGAGCACACAGUGAGUCCCUUGCACAGGUGCUGUGCAAAUGCAUAUCCAUCGGCUGUACACUGAGCUGCGUGCUGGGAGCAGGCACCCAUCUUUCUCUCUGUCUUUGGUAAUUCCUCAGCACCAAGGCCCAGUUCCUGGAUACCUCCAGGACCAAGAGAACUUAUAUCCGAUCACUGCCAUUCAUGGGUUUCAAUCCAGAGGUUCCUAUUAGUACAUCAGGUGACGCUGAGCACAGCCACCUGGUGAUACCUCUGGAGCCUUUUGCCCACACCAUAGAUUCCUGAGCAACACCAAGCUGUUGUUUUUAUUCUCACCGUGGAAAUGGCCUAGCAUCUUGGUGGCAUCUUGAUGGAUCCGGCUCAGCCCAGGCAGCUUUUGAGCAUGGAGCCUGAGAGGAAGGCAACAUGAAGGAUUAGGGACUUAGCAGCUCUGUGCCUCUCACUGACUCUAAGGCCUGAUUUCAGGAGACCAGCCUGCAGUCUCCCAUGCCCCACCUGGGUGCACUCACCUGCUAAGGCUGCCGUACAUGGUCACUGAGUCCCCCAAACCACCAUGCACAUGGCACAAACCCCAUCUUCUCCAAAAGCACCACUAAGAACAUGUCAUGGUAGGUUUUUGAUUUAUAAAUGGUGCAUUUCCCUUCAAGUGGAGCAGAAAGGAACUCAUUUAAUGACCCCCUCGUUUGCAAGCACGGAUACAUUUUAAUGAAACUGUUUUAUUGUAUUUGAGGAAAAGGAGAGUUGAACAUUCCAACCAAUCAAUAGCCAAUUAAUUGCUAUAAAUGUAAAAAGAAAAUAAAUCCCAAGUCUAUUUUAAAUAUCUUGCAAGACUCAGAGCCUCAGAGG
Mastomys coucha (southern multimammate mouse) is the source of this 7496-nucleotide messenger RNA. It is a transcript of the gene Pax5, whose product is annotated as paired box 5. The record is from RefSeq and is a predicted model, not a curated record. Gene Ontology annotation, biological process: regulation of transcription by RNA polymerase II; anatomical structure development. Lineage: Eukaryota; Metazoa; Chordata; Mammalia; Rodentia; Muridae. The coding region runs from base 1115 to 2287 and encodes 390 amino acids. Gene Ontology annotation, molecular function: DNA-binding transcription factor activity, RNA polymerase II-specific; RNA polymerase II cis-regulatory region sequence-specific DNA binding. The transcript is spliced from 10 exons.